GAGGAGGUGAAUGAGGAGCUCAGGAGAUAAAAGGUGAAGAACAGAACAUUAGUCUGACAGUAAGACAGGAUCUGGUAGGAGGAUGAGUGGGACUCAGCUCUGGCUACUGGCCUUUCUGGCUUUUACCUCUCUGGUAUCUCUGGCUAAUGGAGGUCCAUUGAAGGUGAUGUCUGCUCCCAACUUGUUGAGGGUAGGAACAGCAGAGAACGUCUUUGUGGAGUGUCAGGACUGUAGUGGAGGAGACCAGAGGGUUGAAAUCAGUGUGAUGAACCAUCCAACCAAAACCAAAACACUGACAAGCACAACUGUGACUCUCACUGCAGCAAACAACUUCCAGCAGUUUGGACAAAUAGCGCUUCCUGCAGCCGACUUCAGUAAAGAUCCCAACUUGAAGCAGUAUGUUUACCUCCAAGCUCGGUUCCCUGACCGGCUGCUGGAGAAGGUCGUCUUAGUGUCCUUCCAGUCUGGAUACAUCUUCAUUCAGACAGACAAGACCAUCUACACCCCCGACACUAAAGUUCAUUACAGGAUGUUUGGAGUGACGCCUCGCAUGGAGCCUGUAGAGAGGAAUGACCAAACCCAGACUGAUGCAUCUAUUGCCAUUGAGAUUGUGACUCCUGACGACAUCAUUCUACCACUUGAUCCAGUCUCUUUGGAGUCAGGGAUCCACUCUGGAAGUUACCAACUUGGUGAAAUUGUCAGUCCUGGACUUUGGAAAGUCAGGGCCAUGUUCCACAACAACCCUCAGCAACGUUACUCUGCGGAGUUUGAGGUUAAAGAAUAUGUUCUGCCCAGUUUCGAGGUUAAAAUUAAGCCUGCAAGCGCCUUCUUCUAUGUGGACAGUGAUGAACUCCUUGUGAAUAUUCAAGCUACGUAUCUGUUUGGUGAAGAGGUGAACGGAGCAGCAUAUGCUGUGUUUGGGGUUAUGCAAGAGGGUCAGAAAAAGAGCUUUCCCAGUUCACUUCAGAGGGUCAUGAUUGAAAACGGGAAGGGAGCUGUCACACUAAAGAGAGAGCACAUCACACUGACGUUUCCAAAUAUCAAUGCCCUGGUUGGGAGUUCCAUCUACAUAGCAGUCAGUGUGCUCACAGAGAGCGGUGGUGAAAUGGUGGAAGCAGAGGUGAGAGGUAUCCAGAUCGUCACAUCACCUUAUGCCAUCUACUUCAAAAAAACACCCAAAUACUUCAAACCAGGAAUGUCCUUUGAUGUGACGGUUGAAGUUCUGAAUCCUGAUGAAACUCCAGCACAAGGUGUUCCAGUGGUGGUGGGUCCAGGAGACAUGAAGGGUAACACGGGAGAAAAUGGCAUCGCAAAGCUUACCAUCAAUACAGUAGCAGGAAUUCAGACACUGCCUAUCACUGCCAAGACCAACUCCCCUCGUCUUACACCUCAGAGACAAGCGACGGCCACCAUGGAAGCUAAGCCAUAUGUCACAAACAGCAACAGCUACAUCCACAUAGGUGUGGAUACAGCAAAUCUUAAAUUGGGAGACAACCUCAAAAUGACCCUCAACCUCAACAAACAGAUAAAUAGAGGGAAUGACAUCACAUACCUGAUCCUAAGCAGAGGUCAACUUGUGAAACAUGAUCGUUUCAAAGCACAGGGUAAUGUAUUAAUAACCCUGAACGUCCCCAUCACCAAAGACAUGCUGCCGUCUUUCCGCAUCGUAGCCUACUACCAUCCAAGUGAUAAUGAAAUAGUAUCAGACUCUGUUUGGGUGGAUGUCAAGGACACAUGCAUGGGCUCGCUUAAGUUGGAAUCUUCAAGACCUGCUCCAUCCUAUGAGCCUCGUAGAAUGUUUGGUCUGAAGGUCACUGGAGAUCCAGAGGCCACGGUGGGACUGGUGGCUGUGGACAAGGGUAUCUAUGUCCUGAACAACCAGCAUCGCCUCACUCAGAAAAAGAUAUGGGAUGUUGUGGAGAAGUAUGACACUGGCUGCACACCAGGUGGAGGGAUGAACAGUAUGGGUGUUUUCUAUGAUGCUGGGCUGGUGUUUGAGUCCAGUGCUGGUUCUGGGACUGCAUACAGACAAGAGCUGAAAUGUCCGGCCCCCAGCAGGAAGAAGCGAGCCGCCACUAUAAUGGAUGUCACAACCACCUUAGUGAGCAAAUAUAAAGAUGAGCUCCAACGUGAGUGUUGUUUGGAUGGCAUGAGGGACACUCCUCUUUCAUACACCUGUGCGAGACGCAGUGAGUACAUUGUGGACGGUGCAGCCUGUGUCCAGGCCUUCCUGCACUGCUGUGAGGAGAUGGCAAAGCAACGAGCCGAGAAGAAGGAGGAAAACCUCAUACUGUCUCGAAGUGAGGAAGAUGACAACAGUUACAUGGACAGCAAUGAAAUAGUUACUCGCACACACUUCCCUGAAAGUUGGCUGUGGAAAAACAUCAAACUGCCUGCUUGUUCUAGACAAAACCCAGAUUGUGCAUCUACAUCAUAUGAAGAAAGAGUUCCUUUGCAAGACUCAAUCACAACCUGGCAGUUCACUGGUAUUAGUCUGUCAAGGACUCAGGGAAUCUGUGUUGGGGAUCCACUGGAGGUCAUUGUCAGGAAGGAUUUCUUCAUUGAUCUCAGACUGCCCUACGCUGCUGUCCGUGGAGAGCAGCUGGAAGUUAAAGCAAUCCUCCACAACUACACCCCUGAUCCUAUCACUGUGCGCAUAGAACUGAUAGAAGAGCCGAAUCUAUGCAGUGCAGCUUCCAAACAUGGAAAGUUUCGUCAGGAGGUUGAGGUUGGGCACCAAACUACACGAUCCGUUCCGUACAUUAUUAUUCCCAUGAAGGAAGGACAGUUCCGCAUUCAAGUCAAAGCUGCUGUUAAAGAAUCAUCUCUCAGUGAUGGGAUUGAGAAGGUGCUGCGUGUGGUGCCUGAAGGCGUCCUAGUUAAAGCACCUCAUAUUGUAGAAAUUGACCCCACUAAAAAGGGUGUAGGUGGUAAACAAGAAGUAGUCAUCAACAGCGCCAUUCCUAAGAAAGAUUUGGUUCCAACCACACCUACUAGCACACAGAUCUCUAUAACAGGGAGAGAAAAUGUAGGUCCACUAGUGGAGAACGCCAUUAGCGGCCAAUCCAUGGGUACUCUGAUCUACCAGCCAGGAGGCUGUGGAGAGCAGAAUAUGAUCCACAUGACUCUACCUGUCAUUGCAACAACAUAUUUGGAUAAAACCAAGCAGUGGGAAACUGUGGGCUUUCAGAAACGGGCAGAAGCUCUUCAACACAUCAAAACCGGCUACCAGAAUGAACUUGCCUACCGUAAAAAGGAUGGGUCUUUUGCUGUAUGGGCCAAUCAUCAAAGCAGCACUUGGCUGACAGCCUAUGUUGUCAAGGUGUUAUCUAUGGCCAACAGUCUGGUGGCAGUGGAAACCAACGUGAUCUGUGAGGCUGUCAAGUUUCUGAUCCUUAACACACAGCAGCCGGAUGGACUGUUUAAAGAAGUUGGGAAAAUGUAUCAUGGAGAGAUGAUAGGCGAUGUGCGUGGCACAGAUUCAGAUGCCUCCAUGACGGCCUUCUGCCUCAUUGCGAUGCAGGAAUCUCGCACACUUUGCGCUGCCUCUGUUAACAGCCUGCCAGCCAGUAUAGACAGAGCUGUGGCGUACCUGGAGAGGCGAUUGCCCAACCUCGUCAACCCUUAUGCUGUUGCUAUGACGUCAUACGCCUUGGCCAACGAAGGCAAACUAAAGAGAGACAUCCUCUACAAGUUUGCUUCUCCAGAAUUGUCUCACUGGCCUGCAGUUAAUGGCCAUGUCUACACACUGGAAGCCACUGCUUAUGCUCUGCUGGCUCUGGUCAAGGUCGAGGCCUUUGAAGAUGCCAACCCUGUUGUAAGAUGGUUCAGCAAACAGCAGAAAGUGGGAGGAGGCUAUGGUUCAACUCAGGCUACCAUAAUGGUCUACCAGGCAGUAGCAGAGUACUGGACCAACGCAAAAGAACCGGAGUAUGAUCUGAAUGUGGACAUUCUGUUGCCGGGCAAGUCCAAACCUGUCAGUUAUAACAUCAACAGGGACAACCAUUUUGGCACAAGAACAUCAAAAAUCAACAGCAUAAACCAAGAUGUGAAAGUGACGGCCACAGGCACAGGGGAAGCAACACUAACGAUGGUGUCAUUGUAUUAUGCUUUGCCUAAAGAGAAGGAGAGUGACUGUCAGAGGUUUGACAUGUCGGUGGGAAUAAAGGAAGUGGCAGAAAAAGUCUACCAGCUGACUAUAGAGGUUCUGUUUAAGGACAAGGCGCGUGAUGCAACCAUGUCAAUCCUGGAUAUCGGUUUGUUAACGGGCUUCACAGUUAACACAAAUGACCUGGAUGCAUUGUCUAAAGGUCACGGUCGCAUUAUUUCAAAGUAUGAGAUGAACAAAGUCCUGUCAGAAAGAGGCUCACUCAUCAUUUAUCUGGACAAGGUUUCUCACACACGACCAGAAGAAAUCAGUUUUAGGCUCCAUCAACCCAUGAAUAUUGGUGUCUUACAACCAGCUGCUGUGUCUGUCUAUGAAUACUAUGACCAAAAACACUGUGUAAAAUUCUACCACCCAAAGAGGAAAGCUGGAGAGCUGCUGCGGCUCUGUAGAAAUGAUGAAUGCACGUGUGCUGAAGAAAACUGCAGUAUGCAGAAGAAGGACAAAGUUACAAAUGAUCAGCGCACAACUAAAUUAUGUGAAAGUACACAGAGCAGCAAAAUCGAUUUUGCCUACAAAGUGAAACUGGUCAAAUUCACAGAGGAAUUGUCCACUGACGUCUACAGAAUGGAAGUACAAAAAGUCAUCAAGGAAGGGAGCUCUGAUGUGGAUCCUGUGGAUAAACAGCGCACGUUCCUCAGUUAUCCACACUGUAGAGUUACAUUAGAUCUGGUAGAAGGCAAAACCUACCUUAUCAUGGGCGCGUCCACUGAUAUUCACAGGGAUGGAGAGUCAUAUCAAUACAUUCUUGGUGAGAGAACCUGGAUCGAAUAUUGGCCCACACCAGCAGAGUGUCAGACAGAGGCCCACAGAUCUACCUGUGUAGGCAUAGAAGAGAUGGACCGCCAGUUCACAUAUUUUGGAUGUCAGCAGAAGUGAAAUUCAAAAAAGGAAAAAAUAAAUAAGAAUUUACAGUUGCAUUGUUACUGAAUAAAAGAGCCAUAAUCCUAAACUUUGUGUGUUACUUAAAGAAUACAUGUUGGUUAAUGUUGAUUCAUUUUGAAAAGAAGUUGCAGUUGAACAAAAUUAAUAAUAAAAUAAGUAAGAUGUUGA
This is a messenger RNA of Betta splendens (Siamese fighting fish), 5218 nucleotides long. RefSeq names its product complement C3-like. The coding region runs from base 83 to 5044 and encodes 1653 amino acids. Gene Ontology annotation, molecular function: endopeptidase inhibitor activity; protein binding. Lineage: Eukaryota; Metazoa; Chordata; Actinopteri; Anabantiformes; Osphronemidae. The record is from RefSeq and is a predicted model, not a curated record. The transcript is spliced from 43 exons. Gene Ontology annotation, cellular component: extracellular region.